Molecule: messenger RNA, 963 nt
Organism: Cynara cardunculus var. scolymus (artichoke)
Lineage: Eukaryota; Viridiplantae; Streptophyta; Magnoliopsida; Asterales; Asteraceae
Product: proline-rich extensin-like protein EPR1
Exons: 1
Coding region: 1-963 (320 amino acids)
Source: RefSeq, a predicted model, not a curated record
AUGGCAAAAUCGCGAAGACCCCCAUCCGGCCGACUCCCUACUCAGCGCUCUACUAGGCGGGCUGUCGUUGACGACCCUCCCUCCGCCGCUCCCGUCGCACCACCAGACGCUCCACCGAUGGUUUACUCAGACCCUUUUUUGCCCGAUCCCAUUGCAUUUGCACCACCGAUGAGACCUUUCACCAGCACCAGCGCCGGUCAUUCAUUGGCUGUCCGGGUGGAUUAUGACGAAUAUCAUGCGGUCGUCAUACCGGUAAGUGUCACUCGAACUCCUCCUCUAUUCACCACUAUACAUACCACCACCACCGGCGUCGGUUCGUCUACUUCACGACCGCCGGCCGCCAUAACCCUUCCCCAUCCAACACCCAAACCCCUUUUUCUUGCCCUAACCACACCACCAUCUAUCACUCCUACAACCUCCCCUAUUCCUCCGCCUCUUAACCCUCCAUCCACUCAACAGCCCCCUAUUCCCCUUCCAUCUACACCACUCGGCCCACCCACCAUACAUGACUUCGACCUUAACCUUAGUGAUACCCUAGGGGAGGAGUUCCAAUUUGACUUUGAAGAAAAUGCUUCUACAAAUCCAAAGGAUUUGUUUUCUUUUGCUGUUCCUGAGACAAUAGAAGAACAACCACAGCAACCCCCAGAGACUCAAACAGAAAAUGAACCUCCUGUUGAGGAAAUACCAGUCACUGCCCCCAGUGGGCAGACUGUGAGCACAAAAUCCUCAUCAGGAAGUAUUGCAAGUUCAAGCUCAGAGUCUAUUGUUCCACAACCAAUACCAAAACCAGUGCCUGGAGACAGUGAUUAUGAGGAUGAGAUGGCUCAGGAUUUAGAUAAUGUUGAAGAUAUGGCAGAGGAGACUAGGGAGAAGGAGAAAAUUGAAGAGGAAGUUCCAGAAAUGGAGGUUUUGGAAGUCAGUAAACCAAAACCCUCCAAAAAGAGAAAGGCAGCAGCAAAAUAG